AACUCGGCAUGGUUAGGAUUGUGCUGUGAGCGUCUGUGUGCCUCCUGCCUGGAUUAUGGCAGCUGGCCACGUGUGUGUGUGUGUGUGUACAUAUUAUUUCCCACUCUAUACCUCGGGCUCAGGGUGAGUUAUAAAUGCACCUUACUCAGAGAGCCAUCAAGCCAAUAUCCUUUAUAAGGAGUGAUUUUGAACCCAGUCUGUUAUGAUUGCUGUCUUCCCGCAAAUUCUUUUCCCUCGUGGUGAUGUUAUUGUGUGGUGUAAUUUUUUAAAAUGAGUCAAUGAAAGGGGGCGGGGGGGGGCAGGAAAUGGACAGGGAAACCUAUUUGACUUGCAAUAUCCUUGCUGCGUGAGCUUUGAAGUAAUUACAAUUUGUACUGGGAGAAGUCCCGCUGCUUCCAAAUUGACUUUGCAUUGUGGGAAACCUGAAAAAUAUUGCGCCGUCUAAUUCUGCCAGAGAGCCAAAAAAGAAUAAAAAAUUAGAUGAUUGCACAGCCCGUCGUCUUUUUUAUUAUUAUUUUUUCAGCGUAUCGCCUCAGAUUAGUUUGCAUGUGAAAAAGACAUCUGUUUCCUUUCAUGUUAAUAAUAUCGCUGUUUUCAAAGGAGGUGGGGGGGGGAGAUGCUUUUAAAAAAGUCGAAAGAUCAGUUCUGUAUUCUUGACACACUGAAAACUUCCCGUUUGCUUUACUGAGAGUUCCAAAAGGAGGCUUGGAAGGAUUUAAAAGGCAGGGUGCUGAGGCAGCCAGUCUGGCUCCUGAGAUGGUUCAUUUUCUUGACGACGUCUACAAUGUUGUAAUAGCAGAGAUGGAGUUGCUGUUGGCCACCUGUGGAGCCCACCAUAAGGCCCAUCUCGAAGGAAGUGCACAAGGAGGUGAAGCUUUAUGCAAACUGUCCCAGUCAUCAAGGGACUCGGGAGAAACUUCCACGGUACUGCAGAGGCCUAAAUCCAUUGAGAGUAAAGACAUUUGUCUAGUCUUACCCGAAAGACCAGCUUCUCAAGUCAAUGGAAACAGAGAAGACUUGCAGUUGCAUAUCAGACCUGAACUACACCCCCCUGUUCUUAGCUGCCCAGAGAGCGAUUUAUUAGGCGAUUUGCUCUGUGCCAUAAUAUCUCGAGGUUCCGAGAACAUGGCAGCGGCGUGUGAAAGUCUUAGUGGGAAACUGCUUCCAAGGACACUCCGGCAGUACAUUUGGAUUGAUAAACUCCUGAGAGCCAGCUCUGAAAGCCCGCAAAUCAAAGAACUCAUGGCUGCUGAGAGAGACGCCAGAGAGGACUUUGGGCGAACUGUAGCAUGGCGGAUGGCGGAACUGAAUCUCCGAAGUGCCACUCGAUCACCUCUUUCAGGUCUUAUUGAAAAUGCAGUUGUAGAGAAAUACAGAAGCGUUCCCUGCAUGCGUCCCUUUGCUACAAAUGAGCAGUUGAUUUUGGAGACCAGCAAAAGCUUAAACGUCUUGUAUGUUUUCAAUGGCACCUAUGACCCCUACCUCAUCUACUGGCUUUUCCCUCUCCAAAUGGCAUUUCAGCAAACAGCACCAAGAGCAGAACACCCCUAUGAAUUAGCCAUGUACCUGCAUUCUCUACAUCGGAACCUAUUCCCAACUUGGGGGAAACUCUUUGUAACAGCAGAGUCAGUGAUGAGCCUUCUGGAGAGAGAAGAUGCUGAAUUAUUUGCUCACCUUCACCGCGCUUUCAAAAAGAAUGUCACAGUUGACCCAAAAGAUUUCCUGGUGGAAUUGAUACUUCAGGAAAGAGGGAGAGCUCAAGGGAUCUGCGCGUUUGAAAAUGGAUUCCCAUCAAGACAAAACGGAACCAAAGAAAUACUGGCAAGCCCCGUGGUUUUCCUUAGGAAGUGGAUGGGAGAGGGGUUCGUUGGUGUUCUGAACUUGCCGGCUGUCUUGUUGAUCUGGGACCAGUUAUUCAUGAAAGACUGGAGCCUGGAUGUGAUGCAGAAUUUCUGUGUCUCCGUCCUUCUGUUGUUAAAGGAUUCGUUCAUGGCAGCUGAUGACUACCCAGCAGUUCGAGAAGUGUUUCUGUCUUCAGCCUCCCAGCUUCUCACAGCUGACAUUCAAAGGGCUUGGAUUCACUUACAGCAAGGGGGCUUGCCUGCUGAUGUUCCUGGGCUUAAUAGACUGAAUCAAAGGCCGCUUGUGGAUCCAUCUCCUCCGAGGCAUGGCUCAGCAGAAGCUGGAAAAAUGUGUCUGGACCCUGGGGAAAUCUCACCAACUGGCGUGAAGGAUAUUUUAUUGACGGUAGUUUUACCAGUUCCUCAGGCUGAGACUCACCACAGUCAGGAUGGACUGAAGACUUGUGCCCUUUCAGUAAUAGAAUCACAGGAGUCUCUCUUUAAAAAAUUUGAUCCUUCUGCUGUGAAGUUAACAGUUUCGGUGUUUUGUGGCCCUGAAAUGCUGCGUUCCAAGACAGGUUCUUUCAGCUCCUCCCUUGUGCGGAAAACCCAAGGAAAAACAGAAAUGGGAUUCACUCUUCAGUUCAGUGAAUCAUUUGCAUUUGAUUCCCUGGACCCAACAGCAUUCGUAGGCGUGCAAGACUCAAAACCUUACAUCUUGUUGAAGGUCACGUACAGUCCUAAAGGAACAGAUUCACUGGCUCUUGGGUGGCAGAAAGUGGAUGCGUUCCAGCAAGAAACUACAGGUUCUGGGAUGAUCUGGGCCCCUAGGGAAUUCUCACCGUGCUUGCCUCUGAAUCCCGGGGAAGUGCCUGAUGCUCUAAUGGAGUGUCCUUUCAGAGAGCUUCCCAAAGAUUUUGCCAAGGGCCGUUCAACUAUCCAGCUGACAGUGUACGAUGUUGCCAAGGAAAGACGGAGACUGCGAAGCCACCGAUUGAGGAAAGAAAGGCACCAAGGACCCUCUUUUCUCUAUGCUCCUUGGGUCCCACAUGAUCCCAGCAUCAUGCUACCAAAUCCUCCGAGGAUCAACCAGCCAUUUGAUCUGUAUAUAGAUGCCCUUCAUUAUAUACCUGAUAAUGCAACCAUCACAAAGGUAACAGGUCAUUUCAAGAAUACGGGCUUCAGCAAUCUGCACCCUUUCGUAGCAUUUCCUGUUCUCGAGAGCCCGUCUCGAAAUCCAGAAUUCCAGUACCGAGCAGCAAUAGAUGGAGGCAUUUCAAGUGGGAUGGAUAGCAACACUUGGCUUCUGUUUCAAGUUCAUACAGUUGACAUGGAUUCUGGAGACCUUGUUCUACUAGGAAGCUGUGCCAUCCAUGUCUUUAAUGCUGAAGGAGAAUUAAAUGUGGGAGGGUUUCAACUGAAACUGAGAGCUGGCUUGCUGGAAGACGGACCCUCAUCUCUUAACCCAUCUUUGCUGAAUCACCAUAGAGUUAUUCCUUGCUGUACUCUCCUUAUUCGACUCUUACCACAUGCUCAGGUUCCAGUGCCUCCCCCAAGUUACUUGGCAGGAUACUAUUUCACCGACGGAGCAAAACUCAACAGUUCAGAGCUGGAGAUCAUCUCAAGCUUCCAGAAGGACAGCGACUUCCCAAACCUUGUGCUGGACAUGGCACUGCAGUUAAUGAACAAGGAGCAAAGCAGAGUUCUGCCCGAUCAGCUGAAAGCUUGGUGUGUAGAAAAGUUAAGCGAGAGAGGACAUUUGUCACCGCAGCAUCCUCUGAAGUGCAUCGACAUACAUCGUGCAGUCCGUUAUCGGCAGCCAGCUGGAGUCCGUGUCCGAAUCAAGCAAGCAUUUGGGCUUAAAGCUGAUGGCUGCUAUGUGAAUGCACUGGCCAGAAUCCUUAAGGGGGCUGCAAGCAUGCAGUUGCCUGAGCUGCCUCAACGCUGGGGAGGAGAAGAAACAUUCCUGGUGCAACAACUUGAUUUUUCAAGCCUGCAGAGAUCGCCCAAGUGGAUUGAUCCAUCUGUGGUUUUGCACCCUUAUCUUGAUGAUCACAGCGUUCUGCUAGUCCAGAUAUAUGGCUUGGAUGCUAUUUACACCCCAGAUCCGAGUGGACAAAGAGCGGGCACAGUAGCGCCACGUUCUGGCCAGGCCAUCGAGCUCAACGAACAAUCCCAGCUGGGGUGGACGGUUCUUCCGCUCUUUGACAGAAACUGCGUAGGAAGUGGGGUGCACAACACACCUUUAUUUCGAGGGGUGCCGAGUCCUGAAUUUCUACGGGGCAUAACCACCCAACCUGUGAAGGAUGUCAUGUCUGAAGGUUUGAAGAAAAAGAGGCUCCGGCUCCUAGCCACGUAUGGCAGUCUAGUUACCGAGGUGUGGGAUGGCCAUUACUUUGACGGUGACCGGCAGGAGUUGCCAGUUCUCAAUGACCUCCUAUCCGUCGACAAAACAAGGAAAUUUUUGGCAGCUCGAACCAGCAAGAGGGGCAAGGAAAUGUCACAGCUUGUUCUGAAAACCCUGGAUAAAAAAAUUAAAAAUCUUGGUUGCACCAGCCUUGAAUAUCUGCAGCAAGAGCAUUUUUACAAGCAAACAAUGGGGGCCGUUUUUUACAAUGUUGUGGAAACGGCACUCAUGAAUGCAGGAUACGGCCCACUGUGACUCAUGCUCUUCAACAGCAUCCAUGAAGGAAAGAAGAGUAUGGGAAGCUUAAUUCUGUGCGACAGAACUGUGAAUCCAGGAAUGUGAGACGGAAGAGAAAACUUCCAUAGCAGAGAUGGGGAACCUGCAGAUCUCCAGAUGUCGGACUCCAACGUCAACCAACCCCAGUCACCAGUUCCCCAGGGCUUAUCUAUAGGCUCAAUAUCCCAGCACUCCAUCUAGAAGAUAACACUUACCAGUAAUUCCUCUCUGGUCUUUUAUAAGUUUAAUUUAUUUUAUUUAUUAUUUAUUUCACACUCUGCACUUGGAGAGCUUUGAAAGGCGAUUAGGCAAGUUCAUGGAGGACAAGCCUAUGAAUGGCUCCUAGUCAUGGUGGCCAUAUGAUAUUUCCAGUGUCAGAUGCUGUACAGUGGUACCUGUACACAAUCGGUUCCGGAAGUCUGUACUUAACCUGAAGCGUACUUAACCUGAAGCGUACUUAACCUGAAGCGAACUUUCCCAUUGAAAGUAAUGGAAAGUGGAUUAAUCCGUUCCAGACAGUCCGUGGAGUACUUAAACUGAAGCGUACUUUCCCAUUGAAGGUAAUGGAAAGUGGAUUAAUCCAUUCCAGACGGGUCCGCAGAGUACUCAACCUGAAGUGUACUUAACCCGAAGUAUGAGUGUAAUUGGUUCUGGAAGUCCGUACUUAAUCUGAAGUGUACUUAACUUGAAGCGAACUUUCCCAUUGAAAGUAAUGGAAAGUGGAUUAAUCCGUUCCAGAUGGGUCCGCGGAGUACUUAAACUGAAAGUACUCAAACCAAAGCGUACUUAAACCGAGGUAUGACUGUAUAUCUCUGAACACCACUUGCUGGGGAUUGCAAGAGGGAAGAGUUUCUGCAGCACUCGUGUCCUGCUUGGGCAUCUGGUUGGCAAGAGUGAGAAGAGGAGGCUGGACUACAUGGGACUUUUGUCCAAGUCUUGUUUCAUCCCAAGUGCUUCUAAAAUAGUAAAAUUAUACCCACAAAGAAGGGAAGGAAUAGAGAGAACUGCAAUAGUACGUAGGAACAUAGGAAGCUCACUUGUACAGUCAAACCAUUGGUCCAUCUUGCUCAGAAUCAGCUACACUGACUGGCAGAGGCUCUCCAGGGUUUGGGGCAAAAGUCUCUCUGUUCUACCUGGAGAUGCCAGGGAUUGAAGCAGGGAUUUUCAGCAUGCAAAGCAGAUACUAUCUAGUUACAGGCAGGUAGCCUUGUUGGUCUGAUGUAGUCAAAACAAAAUAAAAAAUUCCUUCCAGUAGCACCUUAGAGACCAACUAAGUUUGUCAUUGGUAUGAGCUUUCGUGUGCAUGCACACUUCUUCAGAUACUAUCUAACACUUUUUAUUAUUAUUUUUCUUAACCAAUAUGUUUAUGCACUUGUAAUACAAAGAGAACUAAUAUCCUGUGUGAUGGUGGUAGCAAGGUUGAUGUUAUGGAAGAUAUUGGGGAAAUCCUCAAAUCACUCAACCCAUAAGAGAAUGGGAAGUGAAAAUGUACGAAUAUACAAUUGUGACAAAGCUUACAGGCUGUUUAAUAGAGAAAGGAGAAAGGCAUAAUCCUAGUAUGUAGACCAGUGGGUCCCCAAAGGGGUAGGGUGGAGAUUACUUAGGCAAGCGCAAGGAGGCAGGAGGUGUAAAUGACAAUUGGGCUUUGAAAAGCUGAUAUCACUGGAUCAAGUCCAUCAGUUUUGUUGAAUUAAUCAAACCACGUGUUUCAAAAUGGAUUUUGAGUAAAUGUGCAAUUAAUUGUUACUGUUCUGAAUUUUAUUGAUUUAUUGGGUCGUGCAAACCUCUAUUCUGAACAAACAAUGCUUUUUAUAGGGUAGGGGGUACUGAGGAUGAAUUUAUGGAAUUAAAGGUUUGGGAUCAACCGAUGUAGACAGAAUCAGGCAAAGUUUAUGAGUAUGGACUGGCAUAACCAAUCAAGUUCUUCACAAGAUGAUCCAAAAUAUUUUAGAUUAUAGAAUGUUAUAUAAGCCGAGUUAGGAAUGUCUUGCUUUAAUUUUCCUUUUCUUUUAAGUGCAUGUUUAAUAAAACUG
This is a messenger RNA of Zootoca vivipara (common lizard), 6557 nucleotides long. RefSeq lists its product as uncharacterized. The record is from RefSeq and is a predicted model, not a curated record. Lineage: Eukaryota; Metazoa; Chordata; Lepidosauria; Squamata; Lacertidae.